Messenger RNA from Propithecus coquereli (Coquerel's sifaka), 1323 nucleotides. RefSeq names its product chromosome unknown open reading frame, human C7orf72 (gene SPMIP7). Bases 1 to 1323 code for a protein of 440 amino acids. Lineage: Eukaryota; Metazoa; Chordata; Mammalia; Primates; Indriidae. The transcript has 9 exons. The record is from RefSeq and is a predicted model, not a curated record.
AUGGAUGUGGAGGUUCAGUACACACCUGGAAAGAUAAGUAUCUCUAAAAGGUCCAUCCUUUCAGGAACAAAGGCUGUUGAGAAUAUAGACUACCCACACUACUGUGACCUCUUAAGAAAAAUGAAUAUGCCUUUUGUGAAAGGAUUUGAGGACAGACAUGACUAUGGCAGAUUUGAAAAGAAAUGCAACCCUUCUUUUCUUAAAUUUCACCCUUACCCCCCUUCCAUCCUGCCAGACUAUCAUUUACAUUAUCCUUAUCCCCCACCAUAUGGGCCAGAUUACCCAUUAUUUCCACUUAGGGAUGAUGUGCCUUUAGGUGAUCCCUGUUCAGGGUUUAUGAGUCCUGGUGGUGAUGCUGAUUUAAAGCCUGGCAUUGGCAGAACCAUACCAAACUUGGUGAGUUACAGUGAUGUGAAACCUCAACAUCGAGUUCCGAGAUCAGGCACAGGUUUUCAAACAACAAUAAAAAGGCAAACAAUUCUAUCAGAAGAACUGCAACAGGACAGGAGAUGGAAUUCUAGGGAAGUACCAGAUAUUUCCGUCAGAGCAAGACUCGGAGGUUGGACAAGCCCACUGAAAGUUACUCCUUUAAAACCUCAUCAUGAAGCAUGCUCAAUAAAUCAUGCAUAUACAUUUGAUGAGGAAGCAGCGUGUACAGACGAUGGCGAACCACUUGUUCAGCCAAACAAGACGUAUAAUGCAAAGAAGUCGUUUUACAAGUCCUCUACACAAAAAGCUUAUGAAGGUGUCCCUUGGGAUAAGAUGCUACCACCAAAACUUGAUCCAGAAGAAACAACUUUGGAAAAAGCUGCAGACCUCAUCUCACAGUGUUUUACACUGAAAAGAUAUGAAAGAGCGCCAGCAAUAACUCAGAUGGUUGGUGGACUCUGGGACAGAUUUCAAACAAGAUCUUUCCUGGCACCAGUCAAACCAGUUAAUUUUGUGAGUCCAAGUUCUAGAAGUAAAUACAUUCCUUUCUACACUGGUCAUGUGCAGUCUACAAACGCGGAUGACGUUGACAACCCCUUUGGAGACAUCACAUCUCUAGCCGAGCCUCGGCGCUCUAAGACUCUUCAUACAAACACGAGUCGUGCUGCAAAUAUUCCAGGAUACACUGGCAAGGUUCAUUUCACAGCCACUCACCCAGCAAAUUCUAAUAUUCCAUCAACAACCCCACCACCAGAUUCAGAACUAUACCGCACCUUACGGAAAGAAAUGGCUGUUGACCUCUUCCGUCACCAGGCUCCGCUGUCGCGAGUGGUCACAACCGUGAAGCCCUACAACCCCUUCAACAGGAAGGAGAGGCCGGCCGCGGGCUCCUAG